This is a messenger RNA of Scomber japonicus (chub mackerel), 1758 nucleotides long. Its product is annotated as B-cell receptor CD22-like. NCBI's taxonomy places the organism in Eukaryota, Metazoa, Chordata, Actinopteri, Scombriformes, Scombridae. Gene Ontology annotation, cellular component: membrane. The record is from RefSeq and is a predicted model, not a curated record. Gene Ontology annotation, biological process: cell-cell adhesion. The transcript is spliced from 11 exons. The coding region runs from base 1 to 1758 and encodes 585 amino acids.
AUGAAAACCAUCAUCAAGUUGAGUCUGGCUGUCCUGAUGCUGAUUCCUCUGAUUUAUCUGAUUCUGUGGAUGAGGAAGAAGAAAACUCUGAGCUCCACCACUGAACUGAAUGAACCUCUAGAGACUUUAGAGGGUCAGAAUGACUGGGGAGUGACAUACACUCCUACUCACAUCUGUGCCUCAAAAGGAUCAACAGUGGUCAUACGCUGCACCUACAGAUACCCAUACUGGACAAAUGACCGUUAUACUAAAGUUGAUGAAACAAUCUGGUUUGCUAAAGAGAGUAAUUAUGAACCUGUGGAUCUGAGAACAGACUCAGAGUACUCAGGUCGUGUGCAGCAUUACUGUGAUAAGAAGGACUGCACUCUGAGAAUCACAGACCUGAGAGAGAGAGACUCAGCUGAAUACACGUUCAGGUUCAUAACAAAUCGACCAGGAGGGAAAUAUACUGGUGAACCUGGAGUCUUUUUGACAGUCGCAGGCCUCCAAGUGCAUGUUGGACCAUCUUCAUCCAAACAGCAUCCCACCAGGACAGAGCUGAAAUGUCACAGUAAUUGUCAGCUGCCUGGUCAUCAUUAUUACAUCUGGUACAAGAAUGGCCAACAAUUUUGGGUGUAUACAGCUAACUUUAAUCUGAACCAAAUUAAUCCUGAUGACUACUACUCUUGUGCUCUAUCAGGAUACGAGUCUUUCCCCUCUCCUCCAGUGUAUGCUCCAAAGCUUCCCUCUGUGUCAGUGAGUCCCUCUGGUGAAAUCAUUGAGGGCAGUUCAGUGACUCUGACCUGUAGCAGUGAUGCUAACCCAGAAGCUAAAUACACCUGGUACAAGAAGAAUGUAAAUCCAGACCUUCAACCUCUCAGUAAAGAACCACAGCUUGUCUUCAGCUCCAUCCAGUCCUCUGACUCUGGAGAGUAUUACUGUACAGCUGAGAACCAGCUGGGGAAGAAGACAUCCGAAUACAUCUUUAUUGAUGUGAAAUAUGCCCCAAAGGUUCCCUCUGUGUCAGUGAGUCCCUCUGCUGAGAUAGUGGAGGGCAGUUCAGUGACUCUGAACUGUAGCAGUGAUGCUAACCCAGCAGCUAAUUACACCUGGUACAAGGAGCCGGAGCAAGAUAACACUCUGUACGCCAGCCUGGAGUUGUCCAACAACCAGGAAGAUUCUCUCUACUCCGACCUCAGAUCAGCUCAACCAGAGUUCAGCAAACUGGGGAAGAUCCAUCUGCACUAUGGUCCAAAGCUUCCCUCUGUGUCAGUGAGUCCCUCUGGUGAAAUCAUUGAGGGCAGUUCAGUGACUCUGACCUGUAGCAGUGAUGCUAACCCAGCAGUUAAAUACACCUGGUACAAGGAGAAUGUAAAUCCAGACCUUCAACCUCUCAGUGAACCACAGCUUGUCUUCAUCUCCAUCCAGUCCUCUGACUCUGGAGAGUAUUACUGUACAGCUGAGAACCAGCUGGGGAAGAAGACAUCUAAAUACAUUGUUGAUGUGAAAUAUGCUCCAAAGCUUCCCUCUGUGUCACUGAGUCCCUCUGCUGAGAUAGUGGAGGGCAGUUCAGUGAAUCUGACCUGUAGCAGUGAUGCUAACCCAGCAGCUAAUUACACCUGGUACAAGAAGAAUGAAGACUCACCAAAAGCAUCAGGACAGAUCUUCACCAUCACUGAUGUCAGACCUGAACACAGUGGGAAUUAUUACUGUGUAGCCCAGAACAGAAGAGGACGUCAUAACUCCACCUUACAUCUGACUGUUGCAGCAGCUAUUUGA